Serinus canaria (Common canary) is the source of this 3154-nucleotide messenger RNA. RefSeq names its product mitogen-activated protein kinase kinase 7 (gene MAP2K7). Gene Ontology annotation, molecular function: ATP binding; protein kinase activity. Lineage: Eukaryota; Metazoa; Chordata; Aves; Passeriformes; Fringillidae. Bases 112 to 1413 code for a protein of 433 amino acids. Gene Ontology annotation, biological process: protein phosphorylation. The transcript is spliced from 12 exons. The record is from RefSeq and is a predicted model, not a curated record.
GAGGGAAGAUGGCGGCGCCCUCCGCUCCCUCCCUCCGUACGGCGGCCGGCGGGGGCUCCAAGCCCCGCCCCUGGCGGGCCCCGCACAUGCGCGACGCGGGGGGGGGGGAAGAUGGCGGCGUCCUCGCUUGAGCAGAAGCUCUCCCGGCUGGAGGCGAAGCUGAAGCAGGAGAACCGCGAGGCGCGGCGGAGAAUCGACCUCAACCUCGACAUCGGCCCCGCCCGCGCCCGCCCCAUCAUCGUCAUCACCCUUAGCCCCGCCCCCGCUCCGUCCCAGCGAGCAGCGCUGCAGCUGCCCCUGGUGAGCGAGGGGGGCCGGGGGGGGCCCCCUGAGAGCCCCCAGCCUGCGCCCCCCCCCCGGCCCCGGCAGAUGCUGGGGCUGCCCCCGCCCCCCUUCCUGGUGCCGCGCAGCCUGGAGAGCAUUGAGAUUGACCAGAAGCUGCAGGAGAUCAUGAAACAGACUGGGUACCUGACCGUGGGGGGCCAGCGGUACCAGGCGGAGAUCAACGACCUGGAGAACCUGGGCGAGAUCGGCAGCGGCACCUGCGGGCAGGUGUGGAAGAUGCGCUUCCGCAAGACCGGCCACGUCAUCGCCGUCAAGCAAAUGCGGCGCUCGGGGAACCGCGAGGAGAACAAGCGGAUCCUGAUGGACCUGGACGUGGUGCUCAAGAGCCACGACUGCCCCUACAUCGUGCAGUGCUUCGGCACCUUCAUCACCAACACCGACGUGUUCAUCGCCAUGGAGCUCAUGGGCACCUGCGCUGAGAAGCUCAAGAAGAGAAUCCAGGGCCCCAUCCCCGAGCGCAUCCUGGGCAAGAUGACGGUGGCAAUCGUGAAGGCGCUGCUGUACCUGAAGGAGAAGCACGGGGUGAUCCACAGGGAUGUCAAACCCUCCAACAUCCUGCUGGACGAGCGGGGCCAGGUCAAGCUCUGCGACUUCGGCAUCAGCGGCCGCCUGGUGGACUCCAAGGCCAAGACCCGGAGCGCGGGGUGUGCGGCCUACAUGGCGCCCGAGCGCAUCGACCCCCCCGACCCCACCAAGCCCGACUACGACAUCCGCGCCGACGUCUGGAGCCUCGGCAUCUCCCUGGUGGAGCUGGCCACGGGGCAGUUCCCGUACCAGAACUGCAAGACGGAUUUUGAGGUGCUGACCAAGGUGCUGCAGGAGGACCCGCCCCUGCUGCCCCCGGCCAUGGGCUUCUCCGGGGACUUCCAGGCCUUCGUCCGAGACUGCCUCACCAAGGACCACAGGAAGAGACCAAAGUACAACAAGUUACUGGAGCACACCUUCAUCAAGCGCUACGAGACGCUCGAGGUGGACGUGGCCUCCUGGUUCAAGGACGUGAUGGCCCGGACAGAGUCCCCACGCCCGGGGGGUGGCCUGGGCCACCACCUGCCCUUCUUCACCAGGUAGCGCCCGCCCGGCGCCACCACGCCCGGCAGGGGACACCGGGGACAGCCGGGACAGCCCUGGGACACCGGGGACAGCCGGGCCACCUCCGGGGACAGGAGCAGCCUGGGGACACUGCCUGGUGCCAGCACGCCCGGCAGGGGACACCGGGGACAGCUGGGACGUUCCCUGUGAUGGGACAGGGACACCCAGGACAGGGACACCUGUGACACCCAGUGGGGGUGGUGAAACCUGUGCCACCCCCAUGUGCCCCCCUCGGUGACACCCAGUGUGACGGUGACACUUCCACAGCCACCACAGCCCUGGCCUGGCCUGCAGUGUCCCCAGCAUGUCCCAGCGUGUCCCUGCCAUCCCAGCUGUCCCCUCCUACUGUCCCCACCUUCCCAAGGCCAGGGGACACUCCUGUCCCCUCUGUGUCCCCCUGGCCGGGCCUCAGUUUCCCACAGGGUCCCGUGUGGGGACAAGGCUGGGGACAGGAUGGGGAGGUGGCACCGAGGGUGUGACACUCUGGGAUGUGACACUCGGAGGUGACACUCAGAGGUGACGCUCUGGGAGGUGGCCCAGGGACAUGGAUAUGGACAUGGCUGGGGGAUGUGACACGGGUGUGACGCCGGGGCCUGGGGAUGUGACACUCGGCCCCAAGAGGACAUUGAGGGGACACGGAGGUGGCACCGGGACAUGGGGAUGUGACAUGGAAAUGGCACUCGGGGACACGGAGAUGGCACAGGAACGUGGCACGGGGGACAGGGGACAACGUGGAGAGCCAGCACGGGGAGGUGACAGCGAGGGGACACAGAAGGAUGGCACAGAAAUGGCACCGGGACGUGACACGGGGAUGGCACCGGGACGUGACACGGGGAUGGCACUGGAACGUGACACGGGGACACAGGACAGAGAUGGCACCAGGAUGGUGGCACAGGACAGAAGUGGCACCAGGAAGUGACAUGGGUACACAUGGAUGACACCAGGAUGGCACCGGGAAGUGACACAGGACACAGAACAGAGAUGGCACCAGGAUGGCACAGGACAGAGAUGGCACCGGCAAGUGACAUGGGGACACAGGAAUGGCACCGGGAUGUGACACAGGACAGAGGUGGCACCUGGAUGUGGCACAGGGAUGGCACUGGGAAGUGGCAGAGGACAGAGAUGUCCCCAGGCUGUGACACGGGGAUGGCACAAGACAGAGAUGUCCCCAGGCUGUGACAAUGGGGACAUGGCACUGAAGGACACCGAGUGGUGGCCUGGGGACACGGACACGUCACAGACAUGACAUCCAGUCCCGGGAUGUGACACUGCGAUGUGGCACCGCGAUGUGACACUGGGAUGUGACACUGGGGACAUGGCCCAGGGGUGUGACACCAGGGAUUUGACACUGCGAUGUGACACCAAGGAUGUGACACCAGGGACAUGGCCCAGGGAUGUGACACCGGGGCUGUGACACCACGAUGUGACACCGGGGACAUGGCCCGGGGCUUUGACACCAGGGACACGGCCCAGGGCUGUGACACCAAGGAUGUGACACCGGGGACACGGCCCGGGGUGGCCCUGGGUGGCGGGGCAGUGGUGGCACGGUGACAAUCAGGGCCAGGCCGUGUCCCUGCCAUGUCCCCGCUGUCCCCAAGGCCAGCAGGUGCAGUUUUAGUGCAUUGGGGGCGCAGGCGGCGCCGCCCCCCGUCACCCUCAUUAAUUAUUAUUAUUAAUUAUUAUUAAUUAUUAUUAUUAUAAAUGCGCAUGUGGAACCCGA